AUGUUCAUUGAAGAAAUCGUGAAGUACAUCCACCGUAGAUUACAUGUACCAUUAAGGAUUUCUCAGCCAUUACUCAUUGAGAUGGAAUAUCAUAUCCACUUUGUUUCUUCCUGGUUGAACGAUAGUUCCUCACAUAUAGCAGACAUAGUCACUAUUUUUGGUAUCGGUGGGAUUGGGAAGACAUCUUUAACCAAACAUGUCUAUGGGUUAUAUUCUCAUGAAUUCCAAACAAGUAGCUUUAUUGAAGAUAUCGCAAGGAAAUGUGAUGGAAAGUUUAAUGGGUUGCUUGAUUUACAAAAUCAACUCUACAAUGACAUUUCAAAAACAUGUUCAAUUAGAGUUCAUGAUAUAGUGAUAUACACCACACAGAUAGAGCAUGCACUUGCCCGUAAAAGGGUCUUUCUAGUCCUUAAUGAUAUCGCCACUCUUGAUCAGUUGGAUGCGUUACUUGGAAGCAAGGUUUUCAUCGUGGAAGCAAAAUUAUAA
Messenger RNA from Lactuca saligna, 486 nucleotides. Lineage: Eukaryota; Viridiplantae; Streptophyta; Magnoliopsida; Asterales; Asteraceae. The record is from the annotation of a GenBank genome assembly.